Messenger RNA from Ruditapes philippinarum (Manila clam), 1002 nucleotides. RefSeq lists its product as uncharacterized. Bases 319 to 684 code for a protein of 121 amino acids. Lineage: Eukaryota; Metazoa; Mollusca; Bivalvia; Venerida; Veneridae. The record is from RefSeq and is a predicted model, not a curated record. The transcript is spliced from 5 exons.
AAUUUUGUUCGUAUUGAGAUUGAGACAUUAUUAUGUCCCUUUGUGAUAACUUUAUACUUAACAUAGAAACAGGUUGGUGAUUUAACUUUGAUAACAUUUGACAAUUCAGGGAAUAUAUCGUUGGGAGCAAUUAACUCUUCGAAGAUCGACAUACAGACCAGCUAUGGUGUCAAAAUUGAGCCAUUUGAUCAAAGCAAUGUAUAUAUAGACUCACUCUCAGAACCCUUCGAGGACAAGCAUUCACUUAGGUUUGAAUUCAAGACUACUUCCGGUAACGGUACGUUAUUUUAUGCAGUCAGGCGGAACGACCUUCAAGACAUGGUUUCCGGUAGUCUGCACGAAGGUUACCCACAGUUCAAGAUCAGAUGCAUGAGUUCUUUCGCUAACUUUACGAUUCCGGUUCGAGUUGAUGACGGAGAAUGGCAUAGGGUGCGAUUCAUCAGACGGCACGGAAAAGGUAUAUUUCUCGUAGAUGAAUUAGAGUACUUCGACCAUUAUUACGUCAGUUGCGGGGGCUUUACGUCAAUCAAUUUUGGCAACAGAAACCCGGAGCACUAUCAAUCUAAAAGUGUUAAAGAAUUACAGGACAAGGACGGACAGAUGAAUGGUUGUAUAAGGAGGUUUCACAUCAGUACGGGAAUAGACGCCCAUCCACGCUACACUACUGUGUCCGAGUGUAACUGAAGAGGGAACUUUUGAUAUAGCCACGUGGUCUUUGUUAUUAUUCUGUUCACCGUUCGGAUCUAUGUAUAGAUUUAUACCGAAAGAAACUCUUGGCAGUUCCGACGUUUACUGGUAGUAAACCGUUGCCAUGGUGUUCUACAGCUGUGAAUUUGGUUGUUGCAACCUUUUCAUGUUCGUCAUUGCUUACUGGAUUCAACAAAAUAAUUAUAUAUUUGCUUGGCAAAUUGUUGACCGUGUAAAACUUCGAACAGAUAAAGCAUAUGUCACUGUACUGUUUCUUUCUAUCCGUCCAAAAAUUGUUUACGUAAUAUGUAUAUU